Aaosphaeria arxii CBS 175.79 is the source of this 477-nucleotide messenger RNA. RefSeq lists its product as uncharacterized. The coding region runs from base 1 to 477 and encodes 158 amino acids. The transcript has a single exon. The record is from RefSeq and is a predicted model, not a curated record. Lineage: Eukaryota; Fungi; Ascomycota; Dothideomycetes; Pleosporales.
AUGAAAGACCAAUCUUACGACGCCCCGAUCGACUCUCGAGACCUAACGAAACGUUUGAAUCUCCUGCAGAAGUCCGCAUCCACACCAAACGAUGGAGACUAUGUCUCUCGACUGCCUAGAAUGUCAAGAUCCGGAACCACCUCCUCUUCUGACAACGCAUUCAUGCAUCGACUACCAGCCUUCCGCAAGAGUCCCACUUCUUCCACGACGGGCAGCGAUGAAGUGUCUAGACUCGAAGUCAUUCGUACCAUUCCCACUUCCAAGACGCACAGAGAAAGCGUCGAAGUUGCGCAGGGACAGUUCUCCAAGCCACGAGUCCGACGCAGGAGGGAGAGCAACGAGAGCACAAAGAGCCAGAAGGAGUUCCAGUACUACGGGAGGCACGCGAACAGCUGGCUCUUCAAUGACUUCAGCAUCACUGAUACUGUCAAGAAGGGCUUCGGGAAGGUCUUCUCCAAGGAUGACAGGGAUAACUAG